AUGAUUUUUAUGGGGACAGGGUAUAAUGAGGGGGGUGUUGGGGGGGAAGGGGAUGGGGGUAGGGGGGAAUUUGAGGGUUUUGAGCUGUGGAGAGGUGUGGAAGGUUGGGGGAGGGAGGGGGUGGGUAAGAGGGGGGUGAUAUGUGGGGUUGGGGUGGGGGUGGGAGGGGUGGGGGGGGGUGUGGGGGUGGUAGGUAUGGGGGGUGUAGAGAGUGUGAUGUCUGGUGGGGUGGGGGAUGGGUGGGUAGGAGAAGGGGGGUGGUGUGGGGGUGUUGGUGUGGGUAUUGUUGAUGAGAGGGAUUGGGGGGAAUGUUGUGGGGGGGGAAUGGGGGGGUGGGAUUUUGUUUGGGGGGUGUUUGUGGAUGAUGAUUGGGUUGGGGUGGGGGUGUGGUGGCUAGGGGGGUGGGGGGGGGUGUGUUUGUUGGUUGUUGUGGUGGGUGGUAGGUGGGGUUGGGAGGGGUGA
Knipowitschia caucasica is the source of this 462-nucleotide messenger RNA. Lineage: Eukaryota; Metazoa; Chordata; Actinopteri; Gobiiformes; Gobiidae. The record is from the annotation of a GenBank genome assembly.